This is a messenger RNA of Acanthoscelides obtectus, 552 nucleotides long. NCBI's taxonomy places the organism in Eukaryota, Metazoa, Arthropoda, Insecta, Coleoptera, Chrysomelidae. The record is from the annotation of a GenBank genome assembly.
AUGCCUCACAUCGACAUCUUGUUCGACCAGUUGCAGAACAGAAAAACCGAGCCAGCGCAAGUUAAAACGGCUAUCGAUAAUUUUGAAAACUGUAUUGUCGAUGUGAGAAGUAAAAUUGAUGACAUAAUAAAUGAAGCCAAAAGUAUUUGCACUGAACCCCAAGGCAAUAAAAGGAGACGACGUAAUAAUAUCAGUCACGAUCACCGAGUUGCCGCAUUAGAAGUAUGCGACAAUAUAGUGAAUUCUGCAAAUGACAGAUUUCAAUUCAAAGAUCAUUUGGUAGCCGCAUCCCUUUUUUUCCCCGAACACUUUGGAGAAUACUGUGGUAAGUUUUCUGAUGACAAGUUGGAAACUACCUGCUUGGCUUAUCCCGAAUUAGUAAAAAGUCGUUUAAAGACAGAGUUGUCUGUUAUUUAUGCACGGAAUGAUUGCCGAGAUUUACAUGGAACUAUGCCUCUUUUGAAAUUUUUGAUACAAAAUAGUUUGGAGGAAACACUAAAAAAGGCUAUUAGAAAUUAUUGUUACAACUCCUAUGUCAACAUCAGAGGCUGA